AUGGCGAGUGCAGGCCCUUCCUCGCCAUCGCUGGCAUCCAGCGUCAAUGAACAACCAGCCCUGCAUCAGCCUCAUCAACCACCUCUGCGUGCGCGUUUGCAUGCUCUGCUUCAACAUUCGCACUCUCACUCUGGCUCCAGUCCUGCUCUGUCUCCUACUUCAGACACGCACAGCCAGCAUCACACAGAUGCGGAUCCGCUCAGCAGCUCAACUUCGAUAGAAAGCGAGGCCCACGCCGUCACGUCGCCCAAGAUGGUCGCUUUGCCGCCACAUCCGCAACCGCCCAAAGGCGCCCUGAGCGUCUUGCCAAAGACCACUACGCCAUCUUCGUCCAUCCACAAGCCUUCUGUGGCUUCUUCGCCCCCGCCAAAGCUCGCCGCUUUGCCUCGAAGCGUCACCGCAUCAAAUCUGGGCAGCAGCCCAGCCGUCGCACCACGCCCAGAAUCGACGUCCGCCGGCCCAUCCAGGGCAUCCAGUCUCGACCCUUCUCAGCUUCCGUCAGCGUAUACCCUUCCGACUUCACACACAACGUCCAACGUGCAUCCUGAGCACUCGUCUAAUCAGCCACGCCAGCGCCCUUCCAUCAAAGUCCGCAUUAUCACUUGGAACAUGCACGACAGCGUCCCAAAAGGCGAGCUCGAAGUUCUCCUCGGAAAAGCCGGUCCGUAUGUCCCGCCCGAAUCCGAUUGGGACAUCAGCUACGACAGUGCUGAUGAUGACGACCAACACGCAUCACAAUCCGCACGCAAUCAAAGCAGAGGUCAACACGUUGUCGGUCAAGAGCACGUCCCUAGAGCAGAUCGCAUCCCGCCCCUCCCGCACGAUGAUUCGCAUCCUUACCAUCUGCUCGUCAUUGCAGGUCAGGAAUGUCCCUGGGGAGACGGAAAGCGUCUUGCUACCAGCGUCGGCAUGGCGAACGAGCUGGGAGACUUCGGAAAGCAAAAGGCGCGUGCUGCCAAAGACAAGGACAAGGACAAGGACAGAUCGAAGCCGUCCAAGCAAAAGGAGAAGCAGAGGUCGGGCGACAGCGAUAGCCUGCCCGCCAUUGCCGAUGCAAACAACAAGUCUGCACACUCGACUACCGACGAAGCGCCCUCAUCUAUCCAGAACAGAGACGGUUUGCAAAUUCCCUCGGACGAUAACAGCUUUCCAUUCUUCUCUGGCCCACUUUCCACUGCUCUUCCUGGCCAACCGCUCGCUUCGCCCAUGAUCGGCGGCAGCUCUAUGCCCGGCUUUGGCGGCAGCACCACCGAUCUACACAACGAUGACAAGCUCGUCGCUUGGCCCAACAUCGGCGGCAAAGGCUGGAGCGAUCUCUGCGAGGACUGGCUUGUCCGCAACCAGCACGUUAAGAAGGACAAGGAACACAAGGAGAAACCUUUCAUCAGCGGCGCCCGCCUCGCCCGCGCGCUGUCUCACUCCGCAUCAAAGAAAGAAGUCGCCCAAUCUAGUCAGUCUUUCGCACUCCAUGAUCCUCAGCAGAGCGUUCCAUCGCACUCCGUCUCGGCAGCCGUGACGCCCGAGUUAUCGCGUGCUGCAAGCCCUGUUGGCAUCCCGACCAGCUUCAGUCUGCCAGGCACUCCCAAUCAGAGUACCCUCGAAGGAUUUGGUGCAUUCACAGAUACUCCAGCUCCCCCGCCCGCGGAGUCCUCACCCGGCGCCGACAAACGCAAGCGGCUCGUGCCCAAGCUCAAUCUCAACCGUCUCGAUAUUGUGAAAAAGUCCCCGGCUUCCGGUCGAUCGAGCCCCGCCAAUAUGACCGAUGCCGAAUAUGUCUCGUCACCCGUGCUACUCUCGCCCACAGCAAUCGUUCCCAAGACUGCGCAGCAGCUGUCUAGCCUAUCGACGGUUCCCAGUGAGCAGGCGGCUCACGCAGCCGAGCCGAGCUCCGUCAAUGCUUCGACGAGCGCAACACCAUGGCUGACUGUACCCGGCACACCUGCCAUGAGCCGCAUGAGCUCAUCACAUAGCCUCUCGACAUUAGCAGCGGGCUCUGCAGUCCCUUCGAAUAACGAAGUGCAUGUUGAUCCUCCAACCCCAUCGCGUACUCCUUCGCCAUAUCCCGACGCCCAACCCGGCGCAAAAGUCGGAGGUCAAGUCCCCAGCAACUCUGCAGCUCUAGCCGUCCCCGCUGCGAGCGAUGCUGGUGCUAAAGCACCCGAGAAGUCGUUCGCCGACUCGAUGCCCAAGUCUUUGGGCCCGUACGAGCUAGUCAUCAAGGAGCGCAUGAUGGGCUGCUACAUGGCUGUCUAUGUGUGGCGCGGGUGCAAGGAUCGGAUCCGUGGCGCUUCGCGAUCUCACGUCAAGUCUGGCCUCCUCGCAGGUCGUGUUGGCAACAAGGGCGGCGUAGGUAUCUCGCUCAAGCUGGGCGCCACACGGCUGCUCUUCGUCAACGCACAUUUGGCAGCACACGAGGACAAGGUCGCCCUUCGAUUGGCAAAUGUGGCCAAGAUCAAGGCAGCGCUCAAGGUGGAUUCGUUCCUGCCAACGGACGAUCCGCGAUCCCGGCUCGAAGACAUCACCGAGCAAUUCGAUCAUACCUUCUGGUUUGGCGAUCUCAACUUCCGCAUCGACAUCUCGCGCCAGCAUGCCGAUUGGCUCAUGAUGAACAAGAAGUACGAUCAGGCGCUCGCCUUUGACCAGCUUGGCAAAGUGCUCAAGGAAGGAGAUGCUUUCAAGGGCUUCAAGGAGGCUCCCAUUCAUUUCCCUCCUACAUACAAGUACGACGUCCUCAGUACACUCAAGCUCAAGCGCAGCAAGACGCAGACCUCGACGCGAAGCGCAAUCGAUAUUCCCGGGGCUUCCUCAACAGUCACCGCCACAGCUGAAACGUCAACGACUCCCCUUGGCGAGAGCGUCAUCCCAGAGGAUAGCACCGUUUGCUUUGGUGAGCCCGACUCGCAAGCGGAUCAACUGGGAGAUGCCAGUCCGGCCUUCUUUCCGAAGAGCGGGCUCAACAAUGAUGCUUGCUCGCACCUGGACUCGUCCAGGCUUGCCUCAGCGCCGCACGGCAUCUCGCCUACUGCUGGCGAUGAAAGCAUAGCAGCUGCGUCUGAUACCCACGAUCCCGAUCGAUCGGACGAAGAUCGGUAUUCGAUUGCUUCUUCCUCGGCAUUUGGCUCAAUGGCAUCGUCUUCCGGCUUUGUACGCGCGUACCGAAACCAAGAGGCUCGCCUGCCACAAGACGUCGACCCGGCGCUGGUUCGUGAACGCGAACUCGAACUGCAAAGGCAACGCCAGCUUGCCGAGAACACGAGUGCAGCCCAGGGCCCGCGCUUCUUCUCUCCUGGCGCCGCGAUUAAAGCCAAAUUCAAGAUCAUGGACAUGAUGCGUAGCGCUACAAGCACCAACAUCAAAGAGAAGCUGAGCAGUGCAGUUUCUGCAGAUGGUCAACCCGGCGGUCGCAAGAAGUGGCUCAACGUCCUGACCGAGUCGCCGAAGAAGUCGGCCAUGACGGCAUCGGCUUCGAGCGACAACAACUCGAUCGUGGAUUCGAUCAACUCCAUGCCGUCGCCUGGGACGGAGCUUUCAACCUAUGCGCCUGACGGCGACGAGUCUUGCGAUGCAGCAGGACGAAGAGGCAGCCUACUGUCCUCGGACGGCUACCCCAGUAGUGCGGGUCAUGGGGAGAUGCCAACAAUUCGCCAUGUGUUGAGCAGAGAAGGCGAGGCUCUUUCGAGCGACAAGGAGAGCGAGAGCGGUGCUCCGGCACCUGUCCGAGCUGGUCCGCGUCGCUCGUCGCUGCAGAUGGCUAAAGCGACUGCGCUGGCAGCAGCAAAAGCCCACAGAGAAGCCAAGUAUCCGCAUCUGACUGGCGCCACUGCCGAGCAGAUUGACUUCCUCGAAGCGCAGCCGUACGACACAAGCGCCAAGCAGAGGGUGCCGUCGUGGUGCGAUCGAGUUUUGUUCCGUUCCACGGUCCCGCUCGAUCCCGAAGAUCGAGAUCCGGAAGGCGACGCAGACGACCUCAAGCGCUCCGAACACGAGGCCAAGCUUGGGUCUAGAGUCGGCAGCGCGCUGUCCAGUGCAUUAAUCACGCCUUUGCGGCAAGCAGCAGAGCGCCGUCACCACAUGCAUCCGCAGCGAACGGCUUCCAACGGUCUCAUAGCCGCCGUUGCCGGCAGCUCUUCCAUCGCUUUUGCGGACGAGAAGCCGUUUCGAGCUGAGGUCGGGCCGAAGGGAGAGGUGGCCCGCAAAGCUAGCGCGACGCGCAGGAGUCAGCAUAGCGAUCGGGCGACCACAACAUCGCAGCCGAGCGUUUUGAGUCCGAAGGCAGUUACGCGAAUCUCGGCAGUGGACGAACGCACGCGGGAGCCACACCUCUUGCAACGCUUCCUACACCCAGCCAGACACCGACAUCGACUCAAAGCAUUGAGCCCCAGUCUCACGUUUUCCGACUCGACGGACAACACGCACGAUACUGCGCAGUGGGUGGUCAAGAACAACAGCAGUAUCGAUCUGAUGCCAACCUCGACCAGUCUGGGACUCGAGAGCGGUGCAGGACUUGGAUUGGCAGGGCUGGAGACGACGCGGACCGCUAUCAGCACGGUUGAUUUGCCGAGUCAGUUGGAGGAGAGGGACAAUCGAUUCGAUGGUGCCGCUAAGCGGAGUUCCUCGCCUUUGUCGGCCCUGACCUCACACGCGAAAAUCGUGAUCCCACCACGGCAGUCGAGUACGUCUCAGAACAACUCGCCCAUGGUGAAUGGCCGGGGCUGGUCUUUCCCGUCUCCGACCAAGGAGAUCGCUUCUCCUGCCACAGUUUCCCCACUCGAGGUGCCCCAGCCUCCCGUUCGCUCGGCCUCGGCAAGCGCAGCUUCGGAAAAGCCGCUCUCGCCACCCGUUUCGACACGGUCCGUACCGUCACCUGGACCACGUCGCACGCUUUCGUCAUCCAGCACGGAUCGCGGUGGGUGGAUGGACAGCCUCUCCUCCCACCUGCCCGCCUUUUUCGCCCCUGCCUUCUCGGCUCUCAGAUCGCACCGACACGCGAGCCAGUCCAUCGAUGCGACCGAGUUGCCACAGCACAAGGAGGAUGCGCAGCCGCAGACGCCGCUCUUGGGACCCAAGAGGGGUCGCAUCGAAUGCUUGCUCUACAAGUCGUUGGACGAUCGUGAGAUGCGCAUCUUGGAGGGAAGAUCCGAUCAUCGUCCGGUUAUCUUUGUCGGUGCUAUCGGCAUUUGA
This is a messenger RNA of Pseudozyma hubeiensis SY62, 5181 nucleotides long. Its product is annotated as inositol polyphosphate phosphatase. Gene Ontology annotation, molecular function: phosphatidylinositol-4,5-bisphosphate 5-phosphatase activity. The record is from RefSeq and is a predicted model, not a curated record. The transcript has a single exon. NCBI's taxonomy places the organism in Eukaryota, Fungi, Basidiomycota, Ustilaginomycetes, Ustilaginales, Ustilaginaceae. Bases 1 to 5181 code for a protein of 1726 amino acids. Gene Ontology annotation, biological process: phosphatidylinositol dephosphorylation.